AUGGCUUUUCUUUCGAGGCGGGGUAGGUUAGUGGCGCAAGCGUCUGGGUCCACUGGAAACGUUGUGAGGGCGUUUGCAGGCGAGUUGACGAAUGACGGGGACGCGGGAAAGGGCUCGGAGGGGUGGCCACGCGAGGUUUCAGCGAAUGGGAACGACGGAAGGGAUGUUGUUUUGACGAAUGAAAAGAACGGAAAAUGGGACACUGUCGACCAAUGA
This is a messenger RNA of Peronospora matthiolae, 216 nucleotides long. The record is from the annotation of a GenBank genome assembly. Lineage: Eukaryota; Oomycota; Peronosporomycetes; Peronosporales; Peronosporaceae.